GUUGCUGGGCUAAGAGAUUGUUCGUACAAGUCAAAGGAAGCUUCUGAUGAGAACAUGAGCGUGGAAGCUGCCGACAGGGAAGCUGCCACCUCCAGCAGGCCCUGCACGCCUCCUCAGACCUCCUGGUUUGAGUUCCUGCUUGAGGAAUCUCUGCUAGAGAAACAUCUGAAAAAGGUUUCCCCUGAUCCAUCACCUGUUCAGCUGAUUGUUCAGUUUUUGGAGCAGGCGUCCAAACCUCUGGUGAACGAGCAGAAUCAGGUUCAGCCUCCACCUGAUAACAAGAGAAACCGUAUUUUAAAACUGCUUGCUCUGAAAGUAGCUGCACAUUUAAAGUGGGAUUUGGAUGUGCUGGAGAAAAGCUUGUCGGUCCCUGUAUUGAACAUGCUACUGAAUGAACUGCUGUGUGUUAGCAAAGUACCUCCAGGAACCAAACACGUAGAUGUGGACCUAGCCAGUUUACCUCCAACUACUGCAAUGGCUAUAUUGCUCUACAACAGAUGGGCUAUUAGGACCAUAGUCAAAAGUAGUUUUCCUCUUAAGCGAGUGAAGCCUGGUCCACCUCAGUUAAAUGUGAUGAAUCAGAUUCAGCAGGAAAAAGAAGUCACAGAAAAUAUUUUGAAAGUGCUAAAAGAACAGGCCGCUGAUUCCAUUUUGGUGCUAGAAGGAGCGCUCAAAUUAAAUAAAGAUCUUUACAUUCACACGAUAAGAACACUAGAUUUACUAGCCAUGGAGCCUGGAAUGGUGAAUGGAGAAACAGAGAGCUCUACAGUGGGAUUCAGCAUCAGUACUGAGGAAAUGCAGUGCCAGGUCUGUUAUGAUCUAGGAGCCAUCUACUUUCAGCAGGGUUCCACAAAUUCAGCUUUAUAUGGAAAUGCCAGAGAGAAAUUUUUUAGAACAAAGGAACUGCUGUCAAAGAUUGGGUCAUCGCUUCAUUACACCAUAGAUGAGAAGAGGUUAGCUGGCUACUGUCAAGCAUGUGGUGUUCUUUCACCCUCUGUUGAUGAUGCAUCACAACCGGCAACUCCUUACAGUCGAAUCCAUAGCUGUUUAAGGUCUGGCAAUUAUCAGGAACUAGUGAAGAUUUUCCUUGAAGACAACCUGACACCCAGUUUACCUGUUCAAUUCAGGCAAUCAGUGCUAAGGGAGCUUUUCCAGAAGGCUCAGCAAGGGGAUGAUGCCCUGAAUGAAAUAUGUUUCAAAGUGUGUGCUUGUAAUAGUGUUUGUGAUGUAAUGGAAGGCCGGCCAGUUGGUGUCCAGUUUAACCAGCUAUUUCUGAAGCCCACUAAAGAAAAAAUAGACUUCCUCCUUGAGGUAUGUUCAAAGUCAAUAAACGUAGAAAGUGCUUCAGAAUCUUCAAAAAGGAAAAUGGCGUAUUUUCUGAAGAAACUGUGUUUGGGUUUGGAAGACCUCCAGCUUGUCUUCAUGAUUUCCUCCCACGAGCUCUUCAUAGCACUCUUGAAAGAUGAUGAACGAAAGCUGCUCAUUGAUCAGAUGAGGAAACGGUCACCUCGCGUCAACCUAGGCACUAAGCUUAUAACUUCGUUUUAUGAUAUUCCAGCCUCAGCAAGUGUGAAUAUUGGUCAGCUGGAACAUCAGCUUAUAUUGUCGGUGGACCCCUGGAGAAUUCGCCAGAUUUUAAUUGAGCUGCAUGGCAUGACAUCAGAACGCCAGUUCUGGACAGUUUCUAACAAGUGGGAAGUACCACACAUUUAUGGCAAUGUUAUCCUAGGAAUUAAAGACAACUUGACCAGAGACUUGGUCUACAUCCUGAUGGCAAAGGGUCUACAUUGCAGUGCGAUUAAGGAUUUUGUCCAUGCAAAACAGCUUUUUGCUGCUUGCCUGGAACUCGUUACCGAGUUCUCUCCAAAGCUGCGCCAGGUCAUGCUGAAUGAGAUGCUACUUUUGGACAUUUAUACCCACGAAGCAGGAGCAGGGCUUUCGGGAGAACGUCCUCCCUCGGACUUGAUCAGCAGAGUUCGAGGGUAUUUGGAAAUGAGGGUACCUGACAUUCCCCUUCGGCAAGUUGUAGCAGAGGAGUGUGUUGCCAUUCUGUUAAACUGGAGGGAGAAUGAGUACUUAACUAUGCAAGUUCCUCUCCCGCUGGUCCAGAACAAUCCUUAUGUAAAGUUAGGACAGCUUUUGGCUGCCACCUGCAAAGAUCUUCCUGGGCCUAAGGAAAGUAGACGAGCAGCUAAAGACCUCUGGGAGGUGGUCGUACAGAUCUGCAGCGUAUCCAGCCAGCACAAACGAGGGAAUGAUGGCAGGGUGAGCUUAAUAAAGCAGAGAGAAUCAACUCUGGGCAUUAUGUACAGGAGUGAACUGCUGUCUUUUAUCAAAAAAUUGCGGGAACCUUUGGUUUUGACGACAAUACUAUCGUUGUUUGUCAAGCUUAAUAAUGUCCGGGAGGACAUUGUGAAUGAUAUCACUGCGGAGCACAUCUCUAUUUGGCCAUCAUCAAUUCCAAAUUUGCAGUCAGUGGAUUUUGAAGCUGUAGCUGUUACUCUCAAAGAGCUAGUCAGUUAUGCACUGACUAUAAACUCAAACAACCAUUUCUGGUUAAUAAUUCAGGCUGACAUUUAUUUUGCAACGAAUCAGUACUCUGCAGCUCUUCACUACUAUCUUCAGGCAGGAGCUGUGUGCUCAGAUUUCUUCACGAAGAUGGUACCACCUGAUGUAUAUACUGAUCAGGUGAUAAAACGAAUGAUAAAAUGUUGUUCUCUGCUCAACUGCCACACGCAGGUAGCUAUUUUAUGCCAGUUCCUACGUGAAGUAGAUUAUAAAACUGCAUUUAAGGCGCUUCAAGAGCAGAACAGUCACGAUGCUAUGGACUCUUAUUAUGACUACAUCUGGGAUAUUACCAUCUUGGAAUACUUGACAUAUCUUCAUCAUAAGCGAGGAGAAACAGACAAGAGACAAAUAGCAAUUAAAGCUGUUGGCCAGACUGAGUUGAAUGCCAGUAAUCCAGAAGAAGUAUUACAGCUUGCUGCUCAAAGGCGAAAAAAGAAAUUUCUGCAAACAAUGGCACAACUGUACUUCUAAAGAUCUGCUGAGAGGGUGUCAGUUUCAUGACAUUCCAACAGUUUAUUACAUGUGAGACUUUCAUACAAUACAUAUUUAUAAACAAUA
This is a messenger RNA of Euleptes europaea (tarantolino), 3126 nucleotides long. It is a transcript of the gene INTS8, whose product is annotated as integrator complex subunit 8. NCBI's taxonomy places the organism in Eukaryota, Metazoa, Chordata, Lepidosauria, Squamata, Sphaerodactylidae. The transcript has 27 exons. Gene Ontology annotation, biological process: snRNA 3'-end processing. The record is from RefSeq and is a predicted model, not a curated record. Gene Ontology annotation, cellular component: integrator complex. Bases 55 to 3039 code for a protein of 994 amino acids.